AUGGAGCUAUUGUUACGGAACCCUAUUCAACGAUCGUUACGUUCGACGUCUCGGUUCAUCAAUGUAAAUGCUAUUAAGAAAUGUCAUUAUAAUCAAUUAAUAUCCCCCAAAUUAUUUAAAAAGUUGGAUGUGAGUACUAUACGAUCGAGGCCUCUAUUGAUAAAUAAUUACCCUAUUAAUAACUCACUCUCUAAAUCAUUUCAUUCUAUUUCAUACUUGAAUGCAAAGGAUAAUGCAUUAUAUAGAAAAAGAAAGAAUAAAAAAAAUGAACUGUUAAAGAAUACUACUAAUGUAUUUACUAGAUUAAAGAUUCAUACAAGAUGGUUUUUGAAAAAAUCUACAAACCCUUUCAAUGUUGAUGAUAUUGGUGCUCUUAUUUCAUGGAUCCUUGUUAGUCAUGUCCUUGUAUUCAUUAUUUGGACAACUACAUUUGUGUCAUUAAUAAUAUAUUUAAUGAAUACAGUACUUGCACAAGAAUAUUUAGCUAAAAAAAUUGGUAAGUUAAUUACAAGUAAUAAUAAUUUAACUGUAAUAUUUGAAAAUGCUAUUGUACCAAGUUGGUCAUCAGGGAAAAUUACUUUCAGUAAAGUAUUCGUCUCUAGAAGACCAUAUGGAGAUGAUGAUACGUUUAAUAAAGGUUCUCAACAGGAUGCUAUGCAAAGAGCUACUUUAGCGUUAAGUGAAGAUUUAUUAGUAAGUAGAGAUGAUUUUGAAGAAGGUAAUUACACACAAUUUGAUUUAACUAUCGAAGAAGUUCAAAUAUCUGUAAGUUUUACUAAGUGGAUAAAUGGGAAAGGUUUUAUAGAUGAAGUAUCUAUUAAUGGUUUAAGAGGUGUUGUAGAUAGAACACAUUUAGAAUGGAAACCAAACGAUGACCCAAGAAAUUAUAGAAAUAUUUAUCAUGUUGGUGAUUUAGAGAUUGCAAAAUUUAUAAUGAAUGAUGUUCUUGUGACAUUAUACCAACCAAAUGGAUUUAGACCAUUUCAAGUGAGUGUAUUUAAUUGUGAAUUACCACAAUUAAGAAAACAUUGGUUAUUUUUUGAUAUUUUAAAUGCAACCAGUAUUAGUGGUACUUAUGAUAAUUCAAUGUUUACAAUUCAUAGAAAGAUUAGAUUUAAUAAAGAUGACUCUAAAUCAAGGAUUGUCACUCAACUAAGAAUAGAUAAUUUAGAUAUUGAUCAUCUGAAUGCAAGCAUGGAAGGUCCCUUUGGAUGGAUAGCAGAGGGAUCAGUUGAUAUGAUCGCAGAUAUUUUUUUACCCGAUGAACAUAGUGAUUCAUUUGCAUUAUCUGAAUUAAUUACAGAUGUCAGUAAUAAGAUUUUAAAUAGAAUAGAUUCUGACCCACAUGAUUCUCAACAAGAAGAAAUUAUUAGUACGAAAAAUUUAAAAAAAUUAGAUUAUAAGAAAUUAGAUCCAAAUCAAUAUUUUGUAAUGGAUUUUUUCUUAAAAUUAAACAAUGUUAAAGCUGAAGUUCCUUUAUUUACAUCAGAAUUAACUUAUACAAAUAAUGCUUUAAUAAGACCUAUUGUAGCAUAUAUGAAUUCACGUAGAACUUAUAUUCCAAUUAAAUGUAUGGUAGUUAAAGAUAAAUCGGAUUUUGAAGGUUGUUGGACCAUCUAUGAUUCAUAUCUAAUGAAUGAUUUAAGCGAUGAAGUUUAUGAUGCUUUUGCUAAUUAUGUAACUGAUGAACAAAGAAGAUCAAUUCGUGUUAAAAAGGUUACUUUCUGGUCAUUACAAUUAUUGUUACAAUUAAUCCUUAUGGGAUUAGGUGCAAUCGCAUAA
Messenger RNA from Maudiozyma saulgeensis, 1782 nucleotides. The record is from the annotation of a GenBank genome assembly. NCBI's taxonomy places the organism in Eukaryota, Fungi, Ascomycota, Saccharomycetes, Saccharomycetales, Saccharomycetaceae.